AUGGAUCGCUAUUGGGUGAGGGGUCCACAUCAGCCGAAGAGGAACAGGAGCGCAGCUUUGUCCGAGGAGGACAAUGGAGAGGGUAGUGCGACGAAGCGGCAAAAGAAGGAUGCAGUGACCAUCAACACUGAGAAUGGAGGGUACGAAGUGAUCAUUGUCGAAGACAACGACGAGCCCCUUACUAUUCGAAAAGGAAGCGGCGCAAGGGAUGACCCGAUCACGUUUACGGAAUGGAUUACCGGCAAUCUCAUUCCUGAUGCGCACGACCAGAUAGCCUUCGUUAUAUCUGACAGCGAUGAUGAAGAGGACGAACCCCAGAAGUCGACGUCGCGCCGCUCGUCCACCCUCAGGUACUCGACGCCGCUGAGGACUCCCACCCCGUUUCCCAAAAUCGAUUCAGAAAGCCCGCUUCGGAGUUUGCAAGAUACACCAACGCCGCGGUGGAGACUUGAGCUUUCAGACGAGGAGGAAGACGAGGAUGAGGAUGGUACAAAAUGUGUCAUCGUGGUUGAUGGCGACGAAGACGACGAGGACGCGGAUAUCGAGAGGAUAUCUCGGAAUAUUCCAUUCUGGGCGGACUGGGCUACGACUGGUACUGUCAAGGAUGAAUCAGAAGAAGAAAUGCCAGGCCUAAGUUUGUCGCAAGAGACGCAAGAACCUGAAGAACCCGAAAGUCCGCUCCUCAGCCGGGGCACUUUUAGAAUCCCAGCGUACGAACAUGGGAAAACGCGGGAGAACCCUCUUUGGAGUGCGAUUGAAACCUCAGGGUCAUCAGCGCUUUCCGCAUUGCCUCCGGCCUCCACCAAACUGAACGGACUCGCUACUAAGAACGGGCUAGAGCAGGCCCGGAAUCAAGAUUACAAUGUAUUCAAGAAACGGCUAUUCUACAAUACAUAUGCGGAAAAUAUGUUCCCAAAGCUACGCGAGAGGUUCGACAAACUAUUGCAGGAUAUCCCGGGGGACAGAACUCCGAAUGUUUGCUGGCUCUGGCAAGGCGAGCCCCCAGGAAACAAGCACCGCAUAUCUAUGCAUAUCUCGUUUCGGCAUGAGGGCAAAGGACACCACAUAACGGCCAAUAUUGGCUUCGUUGGCAUGCUCCUUGAGGGGCUCCUGACCGUGGAGGCCAAAGAGGGCAUCAUACAACAUCGGUGGCACGCGAGCCACAUGCGGAUGACGGAGGAAUCUGUUCAAGAAGCUUGGCCAACCAUCAGACGCAACGCCUUCGCCCAGAGAUAUCCCGAAGUUCCCCAUUCCACCAGUUUUCAGCGGUCUAGCCGAACCAUAUUCCAGUCCCACCGUCUUCGCACCACCCUUUCUGCGAUCUUCUCCGACAUCUUUUCCAUAUAUUUCAAUGGGUCUGCCACAGCCAGCAAAACAGCUACUACUAAUGUUCUUGGUCAUGUCCCCCAAAGUUAUCUCUCUUCGGCUCAGAUAUUUGUCUCUCAUCAUGGGCAGUAUAUGGGUUAUGGUUCCAAUCAAUUCUUCAUCCGAAUAUUUGCUUCCACGUUCUUGGCUGCGAGCAAGGAUAACUAUCGGCUAUGGAGAGACCAAUCACGUCCCUGUAGAUGCACGGUUCCACAAUGA
This is a messenger RNA of Trematosphaeria pertusa, 1584 nucleotides long. RefSeq lists its product as uncharacterized. Bases 1 to 1584 code for a protein of 527 amino acids. The record is from RefSeq and is a predicted model, not a curated record. NCBI's taxonomy places the organism in Eukaryota, Fungi, Ascomycota, Dothideomycetes, Pleosporales, Trematosphaeriaceae. The transcript has 2 exons.